CGGGUCCUUUCCCUGCUGACCUGCCGACCAUUGGCAACGGCGGCCAGGCCGCCAUAGCAGUCCACCACCACCAUACGUGCUCGCUCGCUCUUUAUUUAAUGCCGUGUGCGCGGUUCGAUUGAGCAGCGGCGGCGGGGCGGCGACGGUGGCCAUCAUAUCUCAGGUGGGUGUGCUGUGUGUGUUCCUCCUUCCUUGCUAGCAAGGUCCAAAAACCAGAAAUGGCGGCCGCCUUCUCCUCCACCGUUGGAGCUCCGGCCUCCACCCCGAGCAGGAGCAGCUUCCUCGGGAAGAAGCUCAGCAAGCAGCAGGUGUCUGCGGCGGCGGCCGUGAACUACUACCAUGGCAAGAGCUCCAGCAGCGCCGCCGCCAACGUUAACAGGUUCAAGGUGAUGGCGGCCAAGGAGGUGGACGAGACGAAGCAGUCGGACCAGGACAGGUGGAAGGGCCUGGCCUACGACGUCUCGGACGACCAGCAGGAUAUCACCAGGGGCAAGGGCAUGAUCGACUCCCUCUUCCAGGCGCCCAUGGGGGACGGCACCCACGUCGCCGUGCUCAGCUCCUACGACUACAUCAGCCAGGGCCAAAAGACUUACAGCUUCGACAACAUGAUGGAUGGUUUCUACAUAUCCAAGAGCUUCAUGGACAAGCUCGUGGUCCACCUCUCCAAGAACUUCAUGAGCCUGCCAAACAUCAAAGUUCCCCUGAUCCUGGGUAUCUGGGGAGGCAAAGGUCAGGGGAAGUCCUUCCAAUGCGAGCUCGUCUUCUCCAAGAUGGGCAUCAUCCCCAUCAUGAUGAGCGCCGGCGAGCUGGAGAGCGGCAACGCCGGAGAGCCCGCCAAGCUCAUCAGGCAGCGGUACCGUGAGGCUGCCGACCUCAUCUCCAAGGGCAAGAUGUCCUGCCUGUUCAUCAACGAUCUGGACGCCGGCGCAGGUCGCAUGGGCGGCACCACCCAGUACACGGUGAACAACCAGAUGGUGAACGCCACCCUGAUGAACAUCGCCGACAACCCCACCAACGUGCAGCUCCCGGGGAUGUACAACAAGGUGGACAACGCCCGGGUGCCCAUCAUCGUCACCGGCAACGACUUCUCCACGCUGUACGCGCCGCUCAUCCGUGAUGGACGUAUGGAGAAGUUCUACUGGGCGCCCACCCGCGAGGACCGCAUCGGCGUCUGCAAGGGCAUCUUCCGCACCGACGGCGUCGACGAGGAGCACGUCGUCCAGCUCGUCGACACCUUCCCGGGCCAGUCCAUCGACUUCUUCGGCGCCCUGCGUGCCCGGGUGUACGACGACGAGGUGCGCCGGUGGGUGGCCGAGACCGGCGUCGAGAACAUCGCCAAGAAGCUCGUCAACUCCAAGGAGGGCCCGCCGACGUUCGAGCAGCCCAAGAUGACGAUCGAGAAGCUCUUGGAGUACGGCCACAUGCUGGUGGCGGAGCAGGAGAACGUCAAGCGUGUGCAGCUUGCUGACAAGUACCUCAACGAGGCUGCUCUUGGUGCAGCCAACGAGGACGCCAUGAAGACUGGCAACUUCUUCAAGUAGAGCAACGACAAUAGCGCACCUCUUGCUAUUGUUUUUUUAUUUUUUAUAUAAGUACGACCGGGGGUGGGGGGUGGGGGAGGGGGGGAUAUGAUGAUCCCCCACCUGUUUGAUUAUAUAUUGGGUGGCUCUCAAACAAGUAGCCAUAUGUUUGAGGUUACAAAUAGUUCAUCGAAAGUUCAUAAAGAUAAAAUUUACACAACUUCUUUGUCCUCGUCGGUUAAGCAAGA
This is a messenger RNA of Sorghum bicolor (sorghum), 1768 nucleotides long. RefSeq names its product ribulose bisphosphate carboxylase/oxygenase activase, chloroplastic. NCBI's taxonomy places the organism in Eukaryota, Viridiplantae, Streptophyta, Magnoliopsida, Poales, Poaceae. Gene Ontology annotation, cellular component: chloroplast stroma; thylakoid. The transcript has 4 exons. Gene Ontology annotation, molecular function: ribulose-1,5-bisphosphate carboxylase/oxygenase activator activity; ATP hydrolysis activity; ATP binding. The coding region runs from base 219 to 1541 and encodes 440 amino acids. The record is from RefSeq and is a predicted model, not a curated record.